AUGAGCCAAAACGAAGCAAACACUUCUCUUCCUAAUGCGACAUCGAAGUUGUCCUUGAAUCCCAAGGCCUCCGAAUGGAAGCCUAGCUUCACCGCUAAAGAGUUCGUCCCCUCGUUCAGCAUGCCUUCGGCUACGCCUGCUCCUGCACCUGGUAUGUCUGCUGCCCCUGCACCUGCCGCAGAACCCGUCGAAUCUACUCCCAAGGCUGAAUCCAAGCCUGAACCUAAGCCUGAGCCCAAGGCCGAACCCAAGGCCGAGUCCAAGCCUGCUGCUAAACCUGCCGCUGCUACCAAGGCGCCUAAAAAGGAAAUCAAGGAAGCUAUUGAAAAGGCAAACGAAAAGGUGGAUGCCAUUGAGGAGGACCUCAAUGCCAUUGAUGAUGAGGUUGUUCAGGAUUUGUACGGCAAGGAGCACUUGAACAUUGUCUUCAUGGGUCACGUCGAUGCUGGUAAAUCUACCAUGGGUGGUAAUAUUCUGUACUUGACGGGUAUGGUCGAUAAGCGUACCAUGGAAAAAUACGAAAAGGAAGCCAAGGAAGCUGGUCGAGAAUCUUGGUAUCUUUCAUGGGCUCUUGAUACCAACAUCGAAGAAAGAGCCAAGGGCAAGACCGUCGAAUGUGGUCGUGCUUAUUUCGAAACCGACAAACGUAGAUAUACCAUCUUGGACGCUCCCGGUCACAAGAACUUUGUCCCCAGCAUGAUUCAAGGUGCCUCUCAAGCUGAUGUGGGUGUUCUCGUUAUUUCGGCUCGUAAGGGUGAAUUCGAAACUGGUUUCGAACGUGGCGGUCAGACCCGUGAACACACCAUGUUGGCCAAGACCUCCGGUGUCAAUAAAAUGAUUGUCGUCAUUAACAAGAUGGAUGAUCCUACUGUCGAAUGGGACAAGGCAAGAUACGAUGAAAUCUUGGGCAAAUUGACUCCUUUCUUGAAGCAAACCGGCUUCAACCCCAAGAGCGAUAUCUUCUUCAUGCCUGUCUCUGGUUUCACUGGUGCCAACAUCAAGGAUCGUUCCAAGGCUUGUACCUGGUACGAUGGUCCUUCUCUUUUGGAAUACUUGGACGGUAUGCAGACCUUGGAUAGAAAGCUUAACGCACCUUUGAUGGUUCCUGUUGCUGAGAAGUACAAGGAUAUGGGUACAAUUGUUGUCGGCAAAAUCGAAUCUGGUCGAGUCAAGAAGGGUCAGAAUGUAUUGCUCAUGCCCAACAAGCGUCUCACUGAAGUUACUGCUAUCUACAACGAAACCGAAGAAGAAGUGGACCAUGCUAUGUGCGGUGACAACGUGAGAAUGCGUUUAAAGGGUGUUGAAGAAGAUGAAGUUCAACCUGGUUUCUUGCUUUGUGACAAGAAGAAGCCCGUCCGAACCACCACUGUCUUGGAAGCACAACUUGCUAUUCUCGAGCACAAGAACAUCAUCUGUGCCGGUUACAACGCCGUUCUUCACGUUCACGCUGCAGUAGAAGAAAUCACCAUUUCUGCUCUUCUUCAUCUUAUUGACAAGAAGACAGGUCGCAAAUCGAAGCGUCCUCCUCAGUUCGUCAAGCAAGGCCAGAAAGUGAUUGCCAGAAUUGAAACUGCUGGUCCCAUCUGUGUAGAGCCUUUUGAAUCUUAUCCUCAGCUUGGUCGCUUCACUAUCCGAGACGAAGGUAAAACUAUUGCUAUUGGUCGAGUGACGAAGGUUUUGGAUUCCGAAGUUAGCGAACAGUAA
This is a messenger RNA of Radiomyces spectabilis, 1704 nucleotides long. Its product is annotated as P-loop containing nucleoside triphosphate hydrolase protein. The transcript is spliced from 8 exons. The record is from RefSeq and is a predicted model, not a curated record. Gene Ontology annotation, biological process: translation; translational termination; nuclear-transcribed mRNA catabolic process, deadenylation-dependent decay. The coding region runs from base 1 to 1704 and encodes 567 amino acids. Gene Ontology annotation, cellular component: translation release factor complex. Gene Ontology annotation, molecular function: translation release factor activity; GTP binding; GTPase activity. Lineage: Eukaryota; Fungi; Mucoromycota; Mucoromycetes; Mucorales; Radiomycetaceae.